GCUGUCAGAGGGGCCAAAGCUUGGAAUGAGCUGAGACUGGCCAGGUGGGCUCACCACAACUAAAAGACUUUCUUCAGAUAUGUAAGGUGCAGACGGAAGAUAAAGGGGCUGAUACCCCCAUUGCUGAGUGGAAAUGGAGAAACUCUGACAGAGGACAGAGAGAAGGCACAAAGGCUCAAUGCCUAUUUUGCCUCAGUUUUCUUCCUGAAGGCGACAACUGGCCCACCUACAAAUGGUAGCUGGCAAAGCGUGGGUUUUUGGCUGUUGGUUCAGGUGGACAGAGAAGUUGCGGAGAAGCUCCUUGCUGCAUUGGAUGUGUACCAAUCCCCUGGGCCAGAUGGGGCGAACCCACAAGCACUUUAAAGAACUUUCAAAAGAACUUUCAAAAGAUCUUUUGUUGAUCGUCUUCCAGGCCCCUUGGAGGACAGAGAACAUUCCGAGAAAUAAUGUUCCUUCAGGAAUUUGGAGAACACCCAAACAUCAUCAAGCUCCUGAAUGUCAUCCGGGCCCAGAACGACAAGGACAUUUACCUGGUUUUUGAGUCCAUGGAGACAGACUUGCACGCUGUGAUUAAGAAGGGGAAUUUACUGAAAGAUAUUCACAAGCGGUACGUCCUCUAUCAGCUCCUGAAAGCCACCAGAUUCAUCCACUCAGGAAACGUCAUCCACAGGGACCAGAAGCCUUCCAACAUCCUGCUGGAUGCAGACUGCUUUGUGAAGCUCUGUGACUUCGGACUUGCACGCUCCCUGUGCCAGAUCCACAAGGAGCAGAGCAACCAAGCGCUUACAGAAUAUGUGGCAACUCGCUGGUAUAGGGCCCCUGAGAUUCUGCUUGCCUCUCACAGGUACACCAAGGGCGUGGACAUGUGGAGCAUCGGCUGCAUCUUGGGGGAAAUGCUGCUGGGAAAGCCCCUGUUCCCAGGCACAUCCACGGUCAACCAAAUCGAGCAGAUCCUGCGCGUCAUUCCUCCUCCAUCCCCGGAAGAUGUUGCAGCCUCCCAGGCCGACUACAGAGCCUCGCUUAUCAGCCGCCUGAGCUCCCAGCAGCAGGUGACUUUUGAGGACAUCUUGCCUCCCUCAACUGAUCCUCAGGCCUUGGACCUUCUGAAAAGGCUCUUGGUAUUUAACCCUGACAAGCGGCUGACAGCAGAAGAGGCACUGAAGCAUCCCUUUGUACGAAGGUUCCACUGUCCCAGCAAAGAGCCUGCUCUGGACUAUGACGUGAUCCUCCCCCUGGAUGACGACCUGCAGCUCUCUGUGGCCGAGUAUCGCAAUAAGCUGUACGAGAUUAUUUUGGAAAGGAAGGCAAAUAACCAGCAUCGGAAGCAGCAGCUCCAAAGAAAGAACCUUCUCCCCGGUUCCUCAGAGCCCCGCCUCCCUCUGGAACCUCUGUGUGAGAAGCAGGGGGCGACGCAACCCCUUCCGCCAAGGGGCUCUCCUGUGCCAUUAGGAGCCACGGUUCCUGGUGAAGCUUCUCGCCUAAGUACAAAUGAAGCGAGGCAGGAUCUGUGUCCCAGCUCAACGAUCAGUCCCACAUCCUGCAGUCCUGUGGGCCACACAGCUCCUAACAAUAGCCUGUGGCCUGGCAUCCCUGCAAGAAACCGCUCUGCUCCCUUCCCUUGCCAUCAGCCCUCCUCUUCGCUGUGCAGGAGAACAGGCAGACCGGCAUCCUGGGCACCAGUGAACAAUCCCACCUCUGCAGCGGGCAUGAAACAGCUCCACGGCCAGGCAAUGAAAGGACCUGAGGGACAAAGGCAACCCACAUCCCACUUGAGGCCAUGCUCACUUGCCGGCCAAGCCCAAGAAGCGGCUCUCAACCACCUCUUGAUGAGGAAAGAAUGGUCUCCCAGCAAGGCUGCAGCUGAGCCGCCUUCAAAGACCUCUGAGGCUCACAGCAAGGAAAUCCAUCCCAUUCCGAAGCCCAGCAGUAAAAAGAUGUUCCAGGGGACGGCAAACGUCGGAGCAGCGGGAGACCCCAAGGCCUGCCUCGGCAGUUACUCCCAGUCCUAUGGGACCAUCUGCAAGUCUGCCCUUCGGCAGCUGCCUGUGUCCGGCUCCUGCCCUCAGGCACUGGCCCCAAGCAGGCAGAGGCGUUGAGGGGCCCCGCCCCCAGAGCACUCCGCCCCCUCCCCCCCCCCGCGAAAGAGCCAGGAUGUUUCCCACCACUGCACGUGGAGCACACUCCUAUGAAGGGAGGAGGGCUGCAAAGCACCCUUGGAAGCGCUGCUGCCCUCAUUCGCUCCAGUCCAAAUCUGAACUCUGUCAGCAGUUGGCUUUGAAAAAAGAACAACCAAACCUCUCUGGGACCCCCCAAGCGACGGGGAAAUCCCAGCAGGAUCCCAGACUUUGAUUCUUUGAGAGCAAGGCUGUGUGCGCAUAAGACCAGUCUUUCUUUCUCUCUUCCAUUGUUUUAUUCUGGUAAGAAUUUCAAUAAAGAAAACUUUAAGACACGAA
Eublepharis macularius is the source of this 2453-nucleotide messenger RNA. RefSeq names its product mitogen-activated protein kinase 15 (gene MAPK15). Gene Ontology annotation, cellular component: cytoplasm; nucleus. Gene Ontology annotation, biological process: protein phosphorylation; intracellular signal transduction. NCBI's taxonomy places the organism in Eukaryota, Metazoa, Chordata, Lepidosauria, Squamata, Eublepharidae. Bases 447 to 2096 code for a protein of 549 amino acids. The transcript has 13 exons. Gene Ontology annotation, molecular function: MAP kinase activity; ATP binding. The record is from RefSeq and is a predicted model, not a curated record.